AUGACCACUCCAUCCUCAUCCCCAUCAUCUUCCUCUUCUUCUUCUUCAUCAUCAGAAACAUCAUCAGAAUCAUCAUGUGAAGGUAGUUCAACCUCUGCGCCUUGGGUGUCGUCUACGCAGAGAGGUGAAGAAACAGAGGCAGCAUUCUCAUCAUUGCGGGAAUCUGAUAGUUCCAGAGAUAAACAUCGAGGACGGCUAUCCCAACAUGGGCAAAAUACAUCAGAUGCACAAGAUCUUUCCCCAUCCUUGUCAGACUCCGCGAAUGGUGCUGGUUCAAGUGAUUGUUGGAUUUGUCGAGAUGGGAUGAGUACUCCAGAAAAUCCAUUGGUGACUAAUGUGUGUACUUGCCGUGGAUCUAUUGGGUGGGUACAUAUGGAGUGUAUUAAUGAAUGGGUCUUUUCACAGCGUCGCACAAACUGCCCAAACUGUGACGCUACCUAUAAUAUUGUUUCAAACAGUAAAAUACAAUUACCACAAACUUUCUCAGAAGAGGUAAAAGUUGUAUUUUGGAAUUUAUUCCUACCUUUUAUGAUUAAGGCAUUAGUACUUUUCCUUGGCAUUGCAGUGAACGGUUUUGUUGUUCCAUUUGCUAUUGGGAUUUCAUUUUAUCACGCAUACAUAUUUAACAGUACAAACGUAGAUUCGUAUAUAAAUACUACUAUCCCUACUGCUAUUACUAGUAAUACUACAGAUGCGGUUACUGUUAUGACUCCCAAUGGGUCUUUAUUUAAUGAGGGAAACGAGAAAAUCUCCUCCCAUGGUAAUUUUACUCAUCUUCAUUCUGAGAAAGAUGGUGAGGUACUUGCUGGGUUUUGGUUGUGGACUAGUGUGAUGGUGUAUGGAUGGAUUUGUGUUGUACUCUGGCGAGGUGUGGGUAGUGGUUGGCGACAGUGGUGUUCUAUCUUUAAUGAAGAGGAACCAGAGGCGGAACCAGAGGCAUCUCCCUACACAAUGGUGGAAUGUAUGCAUUGGUUUAUGGAUGGUUGUUUGGAACGAAUGGGAUGUUCACGUAAAAGUGUAAUUCCACGGUUAUUUGAAUUGGGAGUUCUUAUGCCCGUUUCUUUUUUAAUUAGCUUUCCGCUUGGAGUAGCGGGAUUAAUAGGAUUCUUAAGCUCAAGUAUGCUUAUUUGGCGUCUUCGUUUUCCACGAAAAAAGAUUAAUGAUUCCAGACGACGUUUUGAAGAAGUAAUGGAGAGAAAAAAUGAUGCAACGGAAUUAGAUAUACUCUUAUGGUUUGGUACAUACGUAAGUGAGAUGUUAUUAUUUUCUAUUUUAAUGUCUGCUUUUGGAGGAAUUGUUGUACAUUUUGCUAUUUCUCCAUAUUUUAUUUCAUUUCCAUCAUCUUUUGAGGAUUUCGCAGCGGAACUAACUGUACUUCGUCUUGUACUCUAUUGGCUUUUAGGGGCUAUAUGUUCUAUGCUUUUAAUGCGUGUAGAGACAAAAAUUAUUUUUCCUCUUUUCGCACCAGGUGUUGAUUUAUUUUUCAUUCGUAGUGUGAAUUUGGAUCUUGAUGCGGAAUCUGCUUAUUGGAAUUUCAUUUUGGUUCAAGUUUUUGAUGCUGAUCCACUUCGAAUACUUACAGAUUUUAUUCGUGUAAGUAUUAUUGAAUUAACAGCAUUAUGUCUCUUCCUUCGAAUUCCAAUUUAUACUGCAUUUACCGCCCAUCAAAUAUUAUUUAUGGAAGAUACAAAUGAAAGUAUGUUAUCAUCAUUGUCAUCACUUCCUUCUGGUUUUCCAGUCCCUGAGUUUGAGUUUGACUUGAAUGAAUCCAAUCUUUUCUUCCUUCCUAAUAUGGGAGAACAACAAGAAUUAUUACUAAAACAAUUUUGGGAGUCCAAAUUUUCUCUAAACGCGGCUCUUUAUUCUCUGGCGAUUGGAUUUACAUUUGUAUUUCGUCAAUUAUUGGGAAUAUUUUUAUGGUUACUUCGACACCCAUCAUGGAUUCGAUGGGGAUCUAAUUUAUUAAUUGUUAUUGGAUCAGGAUCAUUUCUUCUCUGUUUAAAACUCUUCCCUAUUACCCAAACGCAUCUAAAAGCUAUGCGUCCAAUUACGGUAUGGAUGGGACGUCAUCUUUUCCAUAUGGAAGAAUUUCUAUUUGAUGCGGAACGUUUAUCUAUUCUCGAUCGUUGGCUUUGCGGUGAUGGACAGAGUGAAGUGCCGGUGCCUGAUCCUCCCAUUGCAACCUCCUUUGUGCGGCGAGAACGAACAUUACCACCAGAUUUUGUACUUCCAAAGUAUUUAAAAUUACGACUCGGUUUAUUCUCUGUGAUUUUUUUCUUUAUUGGUACUUCACUUAUUUGGGCAGGUCCUGUUUUAGCCAUUACCUUAUUACUCUCAGUGGUGCCAUACAGUGUACCACUUGUGUGUGGUUCAUUGAAUCUCUUCUUUUUUGUAUUAAAUCCUAAACUUUACUUUACUGCAGUCACGGAGUUUCUGAUGAUAUCUGUAGCUAUUAUCUUUGGAUUCUUUCUACAGCCGGUGCUUCUCUGCGCCCCGCUCUUAGACGUAUCUUGGCACCAACUUGUGCGAGAGUCCGUGGAGUACUGCGAUGAUGUCAGGCGCACUGUAGGAGAGUAUAAGGGAGAAGUUGACGCUGUUGAUGAUUAG
Messenger RNA from Trypanosoma theileri, 2607 nucleotides. RefSeq names its product putative Zn-finger protein. NCBI's taxonomy places the organism in Eukaryota, Euglenozoa, Kinetoplastea, Trypanosomatida, Trypanosomatidae. The transcript has a single exon. The coding region runs from base 1 to 2607 and encodes 868 amino acids. Gene Ontology annotation, molecular function: zinc ion binding. The record is from RefSeq and is a predicted model, not a curated record.